Molecule: messenger RNA, 837 nt
Organism: Medicago truncatula (barrel medic)
Lineage: Eukaryota; Viridiplantae; Streptophyta; Magnoliopsida; Fabales; Fabaceae
Product: probable RNA-binding protein 18
Exons: 5
Coding region: 176-649 (157 amino acids)
Molecular function (GO): RNA binding
Source: RefSeq, a predicted model, not a curated record
UUGUCCUUUCGUUUGCGCGAGAUAAACACAAACACAAACACACAGAACAGAAGAGAAGGUAAAACCCUAAUUCCUUUGUUUUGCAUCUGUUUCCUACAAUACAACCAUCGCUUGCGGGUGAUGCUUAUUUGAUGCUUCAGAGUUUUACUUCAAGUUUCACUCGCCUGGUUCUGUCAUGGAUCCUAAUGGUUCUGUUGAUGAUAAGUGUGAAAAUAGACUCUGCGUUGGCAAUCUUGAUCUCAGAAUUACAGAAGCUGCUCUGCUCAAAAUGUUUUCUCCUUAUGGAAAGAUCGUGUCCGUGGACUUAUUGUGGCACACCCGUGGCCCGAAACGCGGGGAGCCACGCGGUUUCGCUUUCAUCCAUUACAGCACAAAAGAGGAAGCAAUAUUGGCCAGGGAGAAAAUGCACGGGAGGUUAGCUUGCAGCCGGCCAUUGGUUGUUCGCCUUGCGGGUGAGAGGUAUGCCCUGGAAAAGGCAGAUAGCUCUACAAAAGCAGUAAGUGAAGGGCACAAGUUACAUCUCACUGGUGGUGGCAUAGGACAGACGAGUCGAAGUGCGAAAAUAGCUGCAAUAAAGAACAAGUUAAAGUCUUUAGAGGAGGAUAAUUCUAAGACUAAGAAACAGAAGCUGAGUGACAAUAUAUCUUGAAUCAGUAAUGUUAUUGUAAAAUCUGUAUAAUCAGGGGAAUAUUCUGUGUCUUAUAAAUUGAAUAUGAUUCAGUUGUUUGUAACACCGUUAAAUUAAAUUGCAGUUUGGAAAAUGUGAUUCAAAGUUUCUCUUAUUUGAGAUGGAAACUGGAAUCUUAAUUCUGAAUGGAAUGGACUGUUGUUUUAUGA